CCUCUCUAUCUAUCUCUCUCUCUCUCUCUCUCUCUCUCUCUCUCUCCUCCUCCAUUGCUCCUCCACCAUUGUUCCACCUCCACAGGUUGCCGGCAAAAAAAAAAGAGAAGCCGAACUGUUUCUUUUUGUGAGUACUCUUUUUCUAUUUUUCCUUUCUUUUUUGUCGUGAGUGCUCUGUUUUUCUUUUCUUUUCUUUUCUGGUCUGACCCUCUCCAGAACUCUACGUUUCUUUUCUGGUCCUUUAUCCGCAUUUGGAUCCAUACUCACGGGAAUUGACUACAUAGGUCUAGGCCAUGUGAUGGUGUUUGCUAAUGGGGAUUACUCCCAAGCUUUGGAAGAAUUAUCAAGAGAGCAGUAAGGUUGGAGAGACGAAAAGGCAGUUAGGGGGUUGCAGUGGGAGUUGUGUUUACAGAGGACAAUGUGUCUCCACCUCCGGAGAAGCUAUAAUAGUAGCUCAGGAUGUUGUCAAAACAAUGCUAGCCGAGGGAUAUGUUCUGGGCAAAGAUGCAUUAAUCAAGGCCAAAGCUUUUGAUGAGUACCAUGGAGUCUCAGCUACUACAACAGCCAAGAUUGCUGAGCUUAGCAAUAGAAUUGGACUCACUGAUAAAAUUCAUGUUGGCAUGGAAACUAUUAAGUCUGUGGACAAAAAAUUCCAUGUUUCAGAAAUCACCAAGUCAGCUGCAACAAUCACUGGGACAGCAGCUGUAGUAGUGGCAAUGGUUACAGGAAAAGCAGCUGUUGCAGCUAGUCAUGCUGUAGUCAACAGCACUUACUUUGCCAAAGGAGUACUUUGGGUUUCAGACACAUUGAAUCGUGCAGCUAAAGCUGUAGCUGAUUUUGGUAGACAUGGUACUGAUGGUAGUAAACAAAUAGAUUGAUACUUUAGCAACUCUUAUAGUUGGCUUUACUCUUGAUAUUGUAUACAAAUAGAUAGUUUUAUUUUUUUGGCAUAAGUAACAACCUUUCUUAUCGGUUGUCUUGUUGUGGAAACAGCUCAGUUGUAGAUUGAAUCUUUUUGGAUUAGUCAAUACAAAUCACAAUAUCUUGUGAUUUAGAGGAAAUGAAAUAUUAGAUUAUUGAUUGAUUAGAA
Quercus robur (English oak) is the source of this 1090-nucleotide messenger RNA. RefSeq names its product binding partner of ACD11 1-like. Lineage: Eukaryota; Viridiplantae; Streptophyta; Magnoliopsida; Fagales; Fagaceae. The record is from RefSeq and is a predicted model, not a curated record. The transcript has 3 exons. Bases 312 to 878 code for a protein of 188 amino acids.